AUGAUGACUUCCAAUGGGCAGAAAAGAAAUAAGGCGCCGACUCCCGAGCUGCCGGACGAGCUUGUUUCAGAGAUCAUGACCCGACUGCCAGUCAAGUCUCUUAUUCGCUUCAAGUGCGUCAAGGCAUGGCGCACAACCAUAUCCGACCCCUCCUUCGUCCGGUCGCACCUCAAGAUAUCCACCUCCGACGCUUCGCUCCUACACGCCUCGGACUUCACCGGCAAGUUUCGUUUGUUUCUCUGCUUCUGCCACUGCAACGGCCUUGUGCUCGUCUCGACGGACACCAAGAUGUACCUCAUCAACCCGGCCACCAGGGGCAUCGUCACGCUUCCAGAGAGCAGCCACUACCUGGUGCCCGCUUCCAUCCACCGCCCCAUUGCGUUCGGCCGUGAUCUUCGCACUGGAAUGUACAAGGUAGUCCAGUUCUUCUUUGCUUGGAGAGACUAUAAAUUCUAUAUGGGAGUAGAGAUGUGCACCGUGGGCGACCCUGCUACUCCUGCAUGGAGGGAAAUCGCAGCUGACCGGUGGUACCACGCCGUGUCAUGGGUGACAGCGCAAUCUGUCAAUGGGGGUGUGUACUGGAUCGUCGACGUCGAUGAUACCAUACCGACCGCGGCCUCCUCCGCUUCGGCUUGGACAAUGAGGCGUUGA
This is a messenger RNA of Aegilops tauschii subsp. strangulata, 651 nucleotides long. RefSeq names its product F-box/kelch-repeat protein At2g43270-like. NCBI's taxonomy places the organism in Eukaryota, Viridiplantae, Streptophyta, Magnoliopsida, Poales, Poaceae. The record is from RefSeq and is a predicted model, not a curated record. Gene Ontology annotation, molecular function: protein binding.